Messenger RNA from Anastrepha obliqua, 3068 nucleotides. RefSeq names its product periodic tryptophan protein 2 homolog. The coding region runs from base 78 to 2966 and encodes 962 amino acids. The record is from RefSeq and is a predicted model, not a curated record. Gene Ontology annotation, molecular function: protein binding. Lineage: Eukaryota; Metazoa; Arthropoda; Insecta; Diptera; Tephritidae. Gene Ontology annotation, cellular component: Pwp2p-containing subcomplex of 90S preribosome; small-subunit processome. Gene Ontology annotation, biological process: maturation of SSU-rRNA from tricistronic rRNA transcript (SSU-rRNA, 5.8S rRNA, LSU-rRNA); ribosomal small subunit assembly. The transcript has 11 exons.
UUGUUUACGUUUGCGUCUGGCCGAGGCUGUUUAAAGUGUGAUUUACUGUUCUUUCAAAUUAAUUUGUUUUUAUUGGCAUGAAGUUUUCAUAUAAGUUUUCGAAUUUGCUUGGUGCAAUUUAUCGCAAUGGAAAUCUACAAUUCACACCCGACGGUAAUAGCAUUAUCAGUCCGGUUGGUAACCGGAUAUCAAUAUACGAUUUGAGAAAUCACAAGUCACGCACGCUAUCGCUUGAGUCUCGUUACAAUUAUGUGGCCAUCGCUCUUUCACCAGAUGGCAAUCUGCUGAUUGCUGUUAAUGAAGUAGGCGAAGCACAGCUAAUUAGCAUGAUAUCUUGUGCUGUCAUUCAUCGCCAUAAGCUCCAUACAAAACCACAAUGUGUAGUGUUCAGUCCAGAUGGUGCAUAUUUCGCUGUGGCCAUGGAUAAUCUGGUUUUGGUGUUUGCAUCGCCCGGUGAAUUAACUGGCGAAUACAAUCCAUUUGUGCUAAAACGCCGCUUUCUGGGCGGAUUCGAUGAUGUCACUUGGCUAGAUUGGUCGUCAGAUUCGCGUUUUCUAGCGGUCGGUUGUCGUGAUGGCACCACCAAAAUUGUUGGUUUACGCUUGUUGACAAAUUUCCGUACUUUUAUACUGCCAGGACAUACGGAUGCGAUUAUUGCUAGUUUCUUUGAGCGCAACAGUAUGCAUGUGAAUACACUUAGUCGUAAUGGACAGCUCUGCUUGUGGGAAUGUAGUAUAAGUCCAUCCGACAUUGAGGAUGUAACACCGGAACAGAGAGAAGCUCUAAAAUAUAUACCAAAUAAGAAGAAGAAAACCGUUGCCAAAGAUGAGGAAGAAGAGUCCGAGGAUGAUGUUGUAGAAAAGGAGAAUGGAGAGGAUAACAAGGAGACGAACUCAGAUCCUCAAGAUGAGAAUGAAGUAAAGGAUGAGGUUGUCAGAAAAACACAUCCGUUUUCCUACAAAAAAAUUAGCAGGCAUUACUUGGCAGAAGAGCCACGCAAAACAAGCCGGAACGCAAUUGUAACAGCGGCGCAUUAUAAUAAUCGUACCAAAAUUUUAGUUAUUGCCUUCAGCGUCGGUAGUUUCUAUUUAUACGAACUGCCUGACGUCAACAUGAUCCACUCACUAAGCAUUUCUGAUUAUGCCAUAUCAGUAGCGCUUUUUAAUGGCACCGGUGAUUGGGUGGCGUUGGCAUCACGCGAAUUAGGACAGUUACUUGUAUGGGAAUGGCAAAGUGAGCAGUAUAUUAUGAAGCAACAGGGGCAUUGCAGUGAAAUGACUUGCAUAAGCUAUUCACCAGAUGGACAGUAUAUCGCCACAGGUGGCGAGGACUCUAAAGUAAAACUUUGGAAUACACAAAGCGGUUUCUGCUUUGUUACAUUCAGUGAACAUAGUAGCGGUGUUACGGGCAUCCAAUUCAGUCGCAAUAAAAAUUUCUUGGUGAGUUGUUCGCUGGAUGGAACAGUGCGAGCAUUUGAUGUCAACAGGUAUCGCAAUUUUCGUACAUUCAGCUCACCUGAACGUGUACAAUUCUCUUGUGUGGCCAUUGAUCAUUCUGGUGAAUUUGUGGCCGCUGCUUGUCUGGAUGUUUUCGAAAUGUAUCUAUGGUCAGUAAAAUUGGGUAAAUUACUGGAAGUGAUAAGUGGCCAUGAAGGACCUGUAAGCUCGAUAGCAUUUUCACCAGUUGCCGCCAUGACGACACUCGUAUCAGGGUCAUGGGACAAAACCAUAAAAAUUUGGAACUGUUUAGAAAAUAACAGUGAACACGAAACGAUUGAUGUACUCACGGAUGCGACGUGUGUAGUGUUCAGUCCGAGCGGUGAGCAUGUCGCAGUCGCCACACUCAAUGGUCAUAUAACAAUUCUCGACGUUAAAACAUCGACACAGAUAAGUUGUAUUGAAGGGCGCAACGAUUUGGCUGGUGGUCGCUAUGAGAAUGACGUAAUAACAGGCAAAAAGAACUUGGAGGGCAAAUACUUUUCUUCCAUUGAAUAUUCCGUUGAUGGUGAAUGUAUUAUAGCCGGUGGUAAUUCACAGUUUAUAUGCAUUUAUCAUGCACGCGAAGCGUUGCUUCUGAAGAAGUUCGAAAUUACCCAGAAUCAUAGCUUAGAUGGCUUGGAUGAAUAUAUAAAUCGGCGCAAUCUCACAGAAUUUGGUAAUAUGGCGCUCGUUGAAACCCGUGAAGAACUAGAGGGUGGCAAUGUAGCAAUUCGUUUGCCCGGGGUGCAAAAGGGAGAUAUGGCAAGUAGAAGCUUAAAACCAAAAAUAAAAGUUUUCUCUGUGCGUUUCAUGCCGACCGGCCAAGCGUAUGCGGUAGCUUGCACCGAAGGUCUGUGCUUGUUCUCAUUGGAUAAAGGUGUUGUUUUCGAUCCUUUUCAUUUAUCUUUGGAGGUAACGCCGAAAGCUAUUUGCGACUCGGCAGAUAAAAAUGAUUUUUCGAAGGCACUUGUUAUGUCACUAAAACUAAAUGAGCCCCAUCUCAUAUAUAUGGUUCUAGAGAAAAUACCAAAUAAAGAUAUAAAACUGAUUUGUUCGACGUUGCCUGAUACCUUUGCGCACUCCUUGCUGCAAGUCAUCGCUCGCGGCUUGCAGACUACUACACAUCUGGAAUUCUACUUGAAUUGGUGUUGCAGUUUAUUAUCUACACAUGGCAAUAAAAGUGAUUUGCUGCAACACCACGCAUUACUAUCGCUGCAGGAAAGCUUAUCACAGAAAUACGAAUCGCUUAAUCGCAUAUGCGAUUUCAACAAAUACUCCAUGCGAGUUUUAUUAAAUGCUGCCAAAGAGCGUAGAAAACAACGUGAAGAGUUGCCCGGAACUGAGAAAAAAUCAACCGAACAGCAAAAUGAUAGUGAUAUAGCUGAGGAUGACGAUGAAAUGUUCUUAAUUAAAUCGAAGGAGAACGAUAAUGCAGUGGCAGAAUUUGACAGCGAGGCGGAGAUUGAUAGUGAAAGCGAUACUGAGUGACGAUUCAAGAUAAUGUAUAGUUUAGAAGUUUUAAAUUUCGCUUAGUUUGUAAUACAGUGAUUUCAAUAUUUUGAAAAUUAAAUACAUUUCAUUUGUAUUCGA